This is a messenger RNA of Anolis sagrei ordinatus, 942 nucleotides long. RefSeq names its product olfactory receptor 10P1-like. The record is from RefSeq and is a predicted model, not a curated record. Gene Ontology annotation, biological process: G protein-coupled receptor signaling pathway; detection of chemical stimulus involved in sensory perception of smell. Gene Ontology annotation, molecular function: G protein-coupled receptor activity; olfactory receptor activity. Gene Ontology annotation, cellular component: plasma membrane. NCBI's taxonomy places the organism in Eukaryota, Metazoa, Chordata, Lepidosauria, Squamata, Anolidae.
AUGAGAGAAUUCAACCAGACUUGCUUGACGGAGAUCAUCCUUUUAGGCUUCUCAGAUUUCCAGACCUCACAGAAGCUUUUGUUUGGGCUUGUACUAAUUUUCUACCUGGUGGCACUCAUUGGGAACAGUCUGAUUUUGAUCCUCACCAUCACGGAGCCUAUGCUUCACACACCAAUGUACUUCUUCCUCCAGAACCUAUCCUUGCUGGAAAUUGGCUACACUUCAUGCAUCAUCCCUAAGACCCUAACACAUUUGUGGUCAGAGACACGAACCAUCUCCUUUGCAGGUUGUGGAACUCAUAUGUAUUUCUUUGUUCUUUUUGGCAUCACAGAGUGUUGCCUUCCCUGUGUGAUGGCAUACGACCGCUAUGUUGCCAUAUACAAACCUCUGCAAUACCCAUGCAUUAUGACUCCCCGGGAAUGUGCCCAGCUGGCUGCCAUCUCAUGGGUCACUGGUAUUUUGGUAGCUUUCGGACAGUGCUUUUCAAUAUUUAUUCUUCCCUUUUGUGGACCUAAUAGAGUAAGCCAUUUUUUCUGCGACAUUCUGCCUGUCUUGAAACUGGCUACGACGAACACCAUCAAUAAUGAGAUGGUAGUUAUCACUGUGACAGUGUUCUUCAUCCUUGUGCCCUUUCUACUCAUCAUCUUGUCCUACAGCCUCAUCAUCACCACCAUCCUCAUGAUGCCUGUGGCUAAGAACAGACACAAAACCUUCUCUACUUGUGCUUCCCAUCUCAUUGUGGUUUCUCUGUUCUUUGGAACGACCAUCUUCACCUACAUCCGACCCAAAUCAGCCCACUCCUUGGGCAGCAAUAGGGUCCUGUCCCUUCUCUACACGGUAGUGACACCAACAUGCAACCCAAUCAUUUACACAUUGAGAAAUAAAGAGAUAAACGUGGCAUUUAAAAAAUCAGUGUUGCAGAAAACUGUCUUCUGUAGAUAA